This is a messenger RNA of Papaver somniferum (opium poppy), 1345 nucleotides long. Its product is annotated as equilibrative nucleotide transporter 3-like. The coding region runs from base 1 to 1275 and encodes 424 amino acids. Gene Ontology annotation, cellular component: plasma membrane. Gene Ontology annotation, molecular function: nucleoside transmembrane transporter activity. The record is from RefSeq and is a predicted model, not a curated record. Lineage: Eukaryota; Viridiplantae; Streptophyta; Magnoliopsida; Ranunculales; Papaveraceae. Gene Ontology annotation, biological process: nucleoside transmembrane transport. The transcript has 9 exons.
AUGGCAAUUCAUGGUGCAAAUAGAGAGGGAAAGCUUACAGCAACGGUAGUAUGCUGGAUUCUAGGAAAUGGAUGUCUUUUCCCAUGGUAUAGUAUGGUAACAUCUUUUGAUUACUUCGGCGAUAUUUUCCCGAAAUACCAUCCUGGGAGGAUUCUCCCACUGGUUUGUCAACCUUUUGCACUUGGAACUUUUGCAAUUUUAACAUAUAACGUGGCGAAGAUAAACACAAGAAGAAGGAACCUACUUGGUUAUUUCAUUUUUUUCAUAGGAUCCUUGAUGGUUCCGGUUUUGGACAUAGCUACAUCAGGGGAAGGGGGUAUUGGAACCUAUAUUGGUGUUUGUUUGAUUAGCAGCGCUUAUGGAGUUGCUAAUGCACUUGUUGAAGGUGGACUGGUCGGAGACCUUUCGUUGAUGUGCCCUGAGUUUAUGCAAUCCUUCUUGGUAGGUUUGUCUUUUGCUGGUGCUCUAACUUCUGCAUUGAGAUUAAUAACAAAAGUAGCUUUUGAAAAUUCAAAAAAUGGUCUUCGCAAGGGAGCUAUGAUGUUCUUCGCAAUCUCUGUAUUGUUUGAGCUACUAUGCUUACUUCUUUAUGCGUAUAUCUUCCCAAAACUGCCUAUUGUUAAGUACUACCGUGCGAAAGCAGCUUCGGAAGGAUCUAAAACUGUUUCCGCUGAUCUUGUCGCGGGUGGUAUACAAACACUUCCAAGCAACCAAAACUUAACUCCUACAUUGGAACGUUGGCAGGCUGCAGAAGAGGAUCUGAAGUAUAUGGACCGCCUAAGCAACAAAGAGUUGUUUGUUCAAAACAUGGACUUCGCAAUUACAGUGUUGCUUAUAUAUGUAUUGUCAUUCUCCAUUUUUCCCGGGUUUUUAUCCGAAGAUACUGGAAAACACGGCUUGGGCACUUGGUACGGGAUUGUUUUGAUUGCGACAUUUAACAUAUGGGAUCUUAUUGGUACUUACAUUCCGUUGAUCGAGUGCUUGAAGUUGAGAUCGCGGAAGGGUCUCCUCAUUACGUCUCUUUCUCGCUUUUUACUUAUUCCAUGUUUUUACUUCACGGUGAAACUUGGUGACCAAGGCUGGAUGAUCAUGCUGACUUCCAUUUUAGGAUUAACCAGUGGGUACCUCACUGUCCGUGUUCUAACUGUGGCGCCGAAAGGCUACAAGGGUCCGGAACAAAAUGCACUUGGGAAUUUUCUUGUACUAUUUCUCGCCAUGGGUAUAUUUGUAGGGGUAACCCUUGAUUGGUUAUGGCUCAUUGGUAAAGGAUGGUGAAUAUUGUAUAAAAUUUCAUUAGACGAAGAAAAUCAUUGUAUAUGUAAGUUUAAUCCUUAUCAAGAGUCAA